Stegastes partitus (bicolor damselfish) is the source of this 1715-nucleotide messenger RNA. It is a transcript of the gene ptgr2, whose product is annotated as prostaglandin reductase 2. The transcript has 8 exons. The record is from RefSeq and is a predicted model, not a curated record. Gene Ontology annotation, biological process: prostaglandin metabolic process. Bases 215 to 1258 code for a protein of 347 amino acids. Gene Ontology annotation, molecular function: 15-oxoprostaglandin 13-reductase [NAD(P)+] activity. NCBI's taxonomy places the organism in Eukaryota, Metazoa, Chordata, Actinopteri, Pomacentridae.
UAACUUUCUGCUAGCAUGCAAACAAGGACCUGUUAGCUAAUGUGAGCAGUGUUAACAACAAGGUUUUGCCAUCAGGUUUGGUCAUUUCCUAGUGUUGCUAUUUACUGUUAAACACGCUUUUAUUAAUAACGCUUUGACCGCACAUAGAAGCUUCCUUUGCCAGGUUUGGUUAUCAGUACAAACACCGCUACGAGGCUCGAGUUACUUUACAAGGAUGCAGGUGCAGAGAGUCGUCCUCAACUCACGGCCAGGUAAAAACGGGGCGCCAGUUCCUGAGAAUUUCCGCCUGGAGGAGACGACUUUAGCACCUGAGCUGAAGGAUGGGGAGGUCCUUGUUCGGACGCUUUACCUCUCAGUCGACCCCUACAUGCGCUGCAGAAUGAACGAAGACACCGGUGCCGAGUACCUGAGUCCAUGGCAGCUGUCGGAAAGUGUGGAUGGCGGUGGGGUCGGCGUGGUCGAGUCCAGCCGCUGCACCACCUGCGCUGAGGGAGAUGUGGUCACGUCGUUCAACUGGCCUUGGCAGACCCAUGCUGUUAUGGCAGGGAGCGGCUUACAGAAGGUCGAUCCGCAGUUGGUUGAUGGGCACUUGUCCUACCUUUUGGGUGCAGUUGGAAUGACAGGCCUCACUGCGCUGCUGGGCGUCAGGGAGAAGGGUCAUGUGACCAAAGGGGCCAAUCAGACGAUGGUGGUCAGUGGUGCAGCUGGCGCCUGCGGCUCCUUAGCUGGACAGAUCGGCCGGCUGGAUGGAUGCGUGAGGGUGGUUGGGAUCUGUGGUUCAGAUGAGAAGUGUAAAGCUCUAGUGGAAGAUCUGGGCUUCUCUGCAGCUGUAAACUAUCGGCAGGAAGAUGUCACGGCAAAACUCAAGGAGAGCUGUCCCGAUGGCAUCGACGUUUACUUUGACAACGUGGGAGGCGCCAUUAGUGACACUGUUAUAGCACAGAUGAACAACGGCGGCCACGUGAUCCUGUGCGGGCAGAUCUCGCAGUACAACAAAGACGUGCCUUAUCCUCCGCCCCUGAGCGACGAGACCCAGGAAAACCUGCGAAGCAAGAACAUCACCCGGGAGCGAUUUAUGGUGCUGAACUACAUGAGCAAAGUCGACGCUGCCCUCUUUGAGCUCAGCCAGUGGGUCAAAUCGGCCCAGAUCAAGGUGCUAGAAACUGUGGUGAAUGGUAUAGAAAAUAUGGGAGUUGCAUUUUGCUCCAUGAUGAAAGGGGGAAACAUUGGCAAGCAAAUUAUAAAGAUCUCAGCCUGAAGAAAACAACCGCUGUUUCCAGCAGAGACUGCGCCUGGGAAAUUAACCCCCAUCUGCCUGUUUGUCACCACCAUUAACACUAACUUAAUGAACUCUAGCAAAGUAUUGCAUUAAUUAACUGAUGCCGGCUGAUUGCAACCACGCACUGUAAGUGAAAAAUCAAUUAAGAACGAAAUGACGUGUAAAGAAUGCCUAGAAGAAAAGUCUUGAUUUUAAUUACCUGUUGAUUCAGACUUUUGAAAAAGGGGCAGCAGGUACAAAUCUGGAGAAAACUAUUGCAUUACUGCUUCAUGGUAUGAACCUAAAAAUCAUGCAAUUACUGCAGAUUUAAUAAGACAUUAGCAGAGGUCGUCUUGUAACCUCAAUACUGACAAAGGGCUGUCAAACAAGUUAAACAUCCAUCCAUCCAUUAUCUAUACACCUCUUAAUCCUCACUAGGGUCAUGGGGGGCUGGAGC